Molecule: messenger RNA, 2373 nt
Organism: Carcharodon carcharias (great white shark)
Lineage: Eukaryota; Metazoa; Chordata; Chondrichthyes; Lamniformes; Lamnidae
Gene: mcee
Product: methylmalonyl CoA epimerase
Exons: 1
Coding region: 122-595 (157 amino acids)
Biological process (GO): L-methylmalonyl-CoA metabolic process
Cellular component (GO): mitochondrion
Molecular function (GO): methylmalonyl-CoA epimerase activity
Source: RefSeq, a predicted model, not a curated record
GAAGGUGGCGGGGCCGCUGGUAAACUUUCCGUCUCCCGGAUGAAGGGGCGGGGCCAGCAAUCAGCUUUCUGUAACCUGGAUGAAGUGUCAAUAAAGUUGUAAAGUUGAAAGCGGCAGCAAGAUGGCGUCUUCGAUGUUGAAGGUUGCUAUGGGAAGCCGGGCUUAUAGCUCGGGGAUCCGGGACGUCCUCUGGAAGUUGGGCCGCCUUAACCACGUGGCGAUCGCGGUGCCUGAGAUGGAGAAGGCCCGCUCCUUCUAUCGGGACGUGCUCGGGGCUCAAGUCAGCGAACCGGUAGCCCUGGCCGAGCACGGGGUCCUCACCACCUUCGUGGGGCUAGGCAACACCAAGCUGGAACUGCUGGAGCCACUCGGCCCCGAGAGCCCGAUCCGCGGCUUCCUGCACAAACACCGCGACGGUGGCAUCCACCACAUUUGCAUUGAGGUGGACCACCUGCCUGCCGCCAUCCAGCAGCUCCGGGAGCGCCAGGUCCGCACACUGAGCCCGGAGGCUCGGAUCGGAGCCCACGGUAAACCCGUCAUCUUCCUUCACCCCAAAGACUGCGGCGGGGUCCUGGUGGAGCUGGAGGAGGCCUGAGGAGACCGGGGUGGGACAGUAAAAGAAGCAAGCCAGGGGCUACCUGACACCUGGAAGUAACACCCGGGGAAGGAAAUUCCACAUAUUGAGGGGGGACUAUGACCUUCUCUCUGUAUCCAAGGAAACUUAGGGGCUGACAAUACCCGGGCGAUGCUGCCAGCGAUAUUUUCUAAUAAGAAUGAUUAGAGACCUCGCCAGAAGUACGGCCUUCCUUAAAACGUUUCUAAAUCGAAACGAGUGACUCCCUGCCCCCCAUCAUUCGGCAGACCUGGAAUAUGUCAGAAGGUCAUUUGCUCUGUGAAAAUACCAAAUGAGAAAGGGAGUGAGUACUCCUUCAUGGAUGAUCAGUCUGCUGCUCACUUCGUUGCUCAUAGCCUCUCAAUUUAAAUUUGGGAUUUUCUUAAUUUCUUUCAUUUCAGCAUUAAUAAAGGGCGGGGGCAGGUGAUAUUUGUGGGCAACGCGUUUUGAUGUAUUCAAUUUUCCAUUCCCAUGUGCUUUGGAACAACUCGAAUAUUAAAUCGAUAUUCUGAACUAUCUUCAGAAUAUUCCUCCGUAGAUAUUUCUUCAUGGGACCAAGCCAUGUUCUUACUCUGCCAACAGAUUACAAAUUCAAAUGAAAACAGACCUGUAGAAUAGUUGAUUUGACUUAUUCUCUCUUGGUAGUGACCUUGCCUCUGAGUCAGAGUCUUUGGGGUUCCAUCUCAUUCCAAAACAUGAGCACACUAUCUAGGCUGAUGCAUCAGUGCAAUACUGAGGGCUAACAUCUCUUAGAUAAGAUGUGAAACUAAGGACCUGUCUGCUCCAACAAGUGAAUUGUAAACAAAUUACAUGGUACUAUUUCAGAGAGGAGGUGGGGUGUUCUGGCCAAUAUUUAGCCAUCAACUGACAGCUCUACACCAGAUAAUUUGGUCGUUAUCUGAUUUUCUGUUUGGGAGAUGUUGCUUCAUGCAAACUGGUUGCCACAUUGCAUACAUCACAACAAGUACUUCAAAAAGUGAAUCUGUGAUGUGCUGUGGUAUGUCCUGAGUUCUUGAAUGGUGUUAUGUCAAUGCAGAAUGACAACCUGCCACCAUUUGGUCAAUCCAUAAACAUGACUGCUGUUCUGGACUCAGUCUGACUUCUGCCCUUUCUAUUUCAGUUCCAUCUGUCUAUUUGUGUUUACUGUCUGUCACCCUGCAGUGAGUAUAUUUGAAAUAACUGGGCCCCACUCGAAAAGUCAACUUGCAGCCUAACCUGCUUUCAGCAUUUACUGUUUAUUUUGCUGUUCUUCUUUGACUGUAAAUGUUUUUCCGCAAAAGUUCUCAAAAUGUCUUUGUUGUAAGGUGGCCGAGUAGUGCUACUAAUGAUUAAGUUGAUAAGCAGACAGUUCUUGGGUGGAAACACUAAGUUUAUUUACAAUAUACUCAGCAGCAACUACACGCGUGCUUUCAACUCUAACUGUAUCUCCACACUGACUGCUGAGGUAGCCCGCACCACUCUGCUAUUGGUUACUACAAAUCAUGUGAUCUUGCCUAACAAGUAUUCUUAAAGGUGCAUUACACACUAAAUAAAACCAUAAUUACUACAUUCCUCCCCCUUUAACUCGGCUAUACACAUUAAAUUUACAAGUAUAUAUUUUUCAAGGCAACAUAAUAUUCACACUGGGUAAGGAUUUUACAAGUUCAGUCUUUCAGGUGGUUUCCUGGUACGUGUGUAACAUCGCAGCUCCACAACUUCAUAUUUUUUGUCAGGAACCUCCUUUUCCGGAGUUGCCUGAAAAUCCGGUGCUUCGGUGGGCA